Striga asiatica is the source of this 399-nucleotide messenger RNA. Lineage: Eukaryota; Viridiplantae; Streptophyta; Magnoliopsida; Lamiales; Orobanchaceae. The record is from the annotation of a GenBank genome assembly.
AUGCUGCCAGUAUUCCGGCCACCACCGGUGACUCCAAUGUCAAAUGUUGGGAAAAGCUUCUUUACCUCUAACCCCACUAAAACACUCUACAGAAACCCUAAUUUCAAUUCAACGCCAAUCUCCACCAUCACGCAAUGCCUCUCUUCGAUGGGCAUCAACCUCGCCGCCGCCUGUCAGAUUAUCGAUAUGGACCUAGAACUCAGUUCGGCCCUAAAGGCCCGAUUGAGGCCCACAUUGGAGUUUCUGGUUGAAUUCGGCUUCUUCGGCCCAAUUCAAAGGGAUGGGGCUGGGGACGAAUGCCCGACCGACGGCGAAUUUAGUGGUGCAGUAGGUAAGGAUGGUCGCACCGGAAUCUCCCACCCUUGCAGCGCCGGCGAGGAGGAGCUUUUGGCCGGGGAA